Molecule: messenger RNA, 1620 nt
Organism: Funneliformis geosporum
Lineage: Eukaryota; Fungi; Glomeromycota; Glomeromycetes; Glomerales; Glomeraceae
Source: the annotation of a GenBank genome assembly
AUGGUAAAAUGGAAAAGAGAAAAAGUUCAGGAUCAUAAAUUUGAUUUUGUCGAUGUACAAGAGUUUGAAAAGGAUAGUUUUAUUGGUGCUUUAUUAGUAACUGACAGAUGGGCAGGAGGAAUUAAACCAAAAAUUCCUUUUGUUGUAUCAAAAUGGAUCGUUGUUGGUUCUAUAUGUUUUUCAUUUUUAUUAUUAUUUAUUGAAGUUAGGAAAGCGAGAUUAAUUGUAGCUUCAAGAGAUAUUUCUUUUGCCUUUACAAGUAUAGUGGCUUAUCGUUAUUAUACUUUAACAAGUUAUGCUCAUUGGUGUUUCUUUCAAGAAAUAAGAAGUCAACAAAAAGGACAAGAUAAAAUCGCUUUCUUUGUAUUUUUUUCUUUUAAAGGAUGGAAACGUUUAUUAUUUUGUGAUGGUCCUCGUCAAGUAAUUAAUGCUAUGACUUUAUUCACAAUUUUCAGUGAAAAAGGUUUUACUACAAACUAUAGUGCAUAUGGUUCAAUAUUUACGCGAGCUUCGAUGGGCGUCAUUAUUUUCACCGUUUCAAUGUUCUUUAUAUCUGCUUGCUUGUUAUUUUUUGCGUUUCUUUUAUACAUUCCUAUUUUAUGCAAGAUUCGAGGGAAUUUAAAAGAAUACUGUUGUCAUUUAAUUGAUAAGAGAAUCAGCGAACUUCUUAAAAGACAAAAACAUAAAAGACAAAACGAGUCAAAGAGCACUAAUAAUCAUUUUGAUGGAGUGGCUCCAACGUUACCAAACAUUGAUGAUGAUAAUCUAGCUCAAAAUCAUAAAAUAUACGCAACUCCACCGUCAAUACAACCACAUAAUGAUCCUCCACCAAUGAUGUUUAACAAUUAUAACGCAAAGCCACCAGCGGACCCAUAUAUUUUGGGAAGACCUAAUGUUCAAGUGCCACAUUAUAAUCCCCCACCUCCUCAAGGGGUUUAUACUCAUCAUAAUAAUGGUAGUGCAGUUUCUUUAGAAAAAAGUGGUUAUAAUAAUCCCUAUACGAGUAGAAGCGGUAGUAUUGCAUCACCGGGUAUUGUCCCAAUGUACGAUCAACAAAGUCAACCUAUUGGAAUGGAAUAUCCUCCAAGUAAUAAUUCAAAUUCUGCUUACUCAGAUCAAUAUUCAGGUGGUCAAGGAAGGCAUCCUUAUCCUGCUUCUCCUCCAUAUCAACCUCAACAUCAAUAUCCUUACCAGCAAAUGCCACCACAAAAUCAAGGUGGUUAUAAUGACGUGGAUCCAAAUGUUGCUAUUUACGAUGACUAUCAUCAAUAUUAUGAAGAAAACGCUUAUGAUUCUUAUCCAAUGCCUCCGCAUUCUCAACAAUCCCCUCAAAAUACACAUUUCGUUCCAAUCGAUACUGCAAGACAACAAACUACCAAUGCAAUUCCUCCAGCACAACGAAAUCCAUAUCCACCUCGUUCACCUCAUAAAACACAUUUUGCUCCAAUAGAGACUGCACGACAACAAACUUCGAAUGCAAUUCCCCCAUCACAACGAAAUCCACACCCACCUCGUACAACCCAUUCGCCUCAAAGUGCACAUUCUAAUGCUUCAUCUGCAAGGUAUCAUCAGAAUCCAUCAUCUAGACAUUAUCAACCACAAGGUGGUACAAGAUCAUAA